This is a messenger RNA of Ananas comosus (pineapple), 2000 nucleotides long. RefSeq names its product serine/threonine-protein kinase PBS1-like. Gene Ontology annotation, biological process: protein phosphorylation. Gene Ontology annotation, molecular function: protein kinase activity; ATP binding. NCBI's taxonomy places the organism in Eukaryota, Viridiplantae, Streptophyta, Magnoliopsida, Poales, Bromeliaceae. Bases 294 to 1733 code for a protein of 479 amino acids. The record is from RefSeq and is a predicted model, not a curated record. The transcript is spliced from 5 exons.
GGACGGCUCACAGAGUCCACUACUCAUUUCCCACCCCCACCCCCCCAAGGCCCCAACCCCUCAAAACCCCAUAAAAAUCGCACCUUUACCCCCAAAUUUCCCCCCAAUCCGAUCCCUCCUCGCUCCCCCGCGCGAUUCCGAUCGAUUGCGAUCGAAACCCCCAAAAAAUUCGGCGUCUGGGGCAUGUUUUUGAGGCGAUUGGGGCGCGGAAGAGGGGUUUUUUGAUGUGUUUUUGAGGGGGUUUUGAUCGGAGAGAGAGAGAGAGAGAGAGAGAGAGAGAGAGAGAGCGCGCGAUGGGGUGUUUCCCGUGCUUCGAUUCGAGGGAGGAGGAGCAGCUGAAUCCGAAGAGCGGGGGUUGUGGUGUUGGUGGUGUUGAGGAAGAGGCGAAGAGCGGGGAGCGCCCCAUGAUCCCGCCUCAGAUCGAGAAGCUAUCCUCAGGAACCGAUAUAUUGAAGAUUAGAAGCAACUUGGGCUUGAAGAGGGAGCCGUCGGGUCAGAAGGACGGUUCGGGUGUUAAUAUUUCUGCGCAGACUUUCACUUUUCGGGAGCUCACGGCUGCGACAAAGAAUUUUAGGCAAGAAUGCUUUUUAGGGGAAGGGGGAUUUGGCCGGGUUUAUAAAGGGCGUCUAGAGAGCACCGGACAGAUUGUUGCUAUAAAACAGCUAGACAGAAAUGGGCUUCAAGGAAAUAGGGAAUUUCUUGUGGAGGUCCUGAUGCUGAGUCUAUUGCAUCAUCCCAAUCUUGUCAAUUUAAUUGGCUACUGUGCCGAUGGAGACCAGCGGCUUCUUGUAUACGAGUAUAUGCCUCUUGGUUCGUUGGAAGAUCAUUUACAUGAUCUUCCUCUCGACAAGGAACCGUUGGAUUGGAACACGAGAAUGAAAAUCGCCGCAGGCGCGGCAAGAGGGCUAGAAUACCUCCACGACAAAGCCAACCCGCCGGUUAUUUAUAGGGACUUCAAAUCAUCCAACAUAUUACUAGACGAGGGAUUCCACCCUAAACUGUCCGAUUUUGGGCUCGCAAAGCUUGGCCCCGUUGGCGAUAAAUCCCAUGUCUCGACGAGGGUAAUGGGGACUUACGGAUAUUGCGCUCCCGAGUACGCAAUGACCGGUCAAUUGACCGUUAAGUCUGAUGUCUAUAGUUUUGGAGUCGUUCUAUUGGAGUUGAUUACUGGUCGGAAGGCAAUCGACAGCACUAGACCGCACGGAGAACAAAAUCUUGUUUCGUGGGCUUUGCAGGCGCGACCGUUGUUCAACGACAGGAGAAAACUCCCCAAGAUGGCGGACCCAAGGCUCGACGGUCGAUACCCGAUGCGGGGGCUCUACCAAGCCCUAGCGGUGGCCUCCAUGUGCAUCCAAUCCGAGGCCGCGUCGCGCCCCCUCAUCGCCGACGUCGUCACCGCCCUCUCCUACCUCGCAUCCCAAACUUACGACCCCAGCACAGCCCACCACUCCUCAAGCAACCGGUCAAGCGGCGAAAGACGAGGGGGGAGAUUCUUGAACGACGACAAAGUCGGGAAACUGCCGUCGAGAACCGAUUCCCCGAAGGAUUCGAACGGCGAUAGAGAGGAUUCUCCGAAAGAGGCGCCUGGGAUCUUGAACAAGGACUUCGACCGGGAGCGGGCGGUGGCGGAGGCGAAGAUGUGGGGGGAGAACUGGCGGGAGAAGAGGCGGGCGAUCGCGAAUAACGAAAAGCAAGGGGCCAACGCCGCCGAUUCGCCGACCAAAAGUGGGUAAAGGAGAUGAUGGUGCAUGUUUUAAGUAAAUAUUUUCAUUCACUUGUUUCUCCUUUUUCUUUUUUUUCUUUUUUUUUUUUAUUUUUUUUUGUAUUUUUUAGAGGGAGAGUAAUGUAUAUCUUUAGAGGCUGGGGGAGUCUUUGUAUUAGUGUUACUAUUAUUGUUGCAGACUUUUGCUGGAUGCUUGUAAAUUUUCAGAAAAUUUUGUGGGAUUAAGAGGACAAAUUUACUGAAAGUGAUUAGUGUAUAUAAUCUCUCUUUCAUCUUC